GUUUACAUAGGUGGAAACUCCGGGUUUUUCUUUACGUGUCCCAUUUUCCAUUAUUCCCAUCAAGAGAGUGAAAGAGUGAAGAGAAAGAAAAUGUCGAAAUCUCCAGAAGAAGAGCACCCUCAAAAGGCUCUUGGUUGGGCUGCCAGAGAUAGCUCUGGUGUCCUUUCUCCGUUCCCAUUCUCCAGAAGAGAAAACAGCAAUGAAGAUGUCACUAUCAAAAUCCUUUACUGUGGAGUUUGUCAUUCUGACUUGCAUUCUUGCAAAAACGACUGGGGUGUCUCCACUUACCCUCUCGUUCCUGGGCAUGAAAUUGUUGGUGUUGUGACAAAAGUUGGGAAGGCAGUGACAAAAUUCAAAGUGGACGACAAGGUUGGUGUCGGCGUCAUGGUGAGCUCCUGCAAGAAUUGCAACUGUUGCAAGGAGGACUUGGAGAAUUACUGUCCUAAGAUGAUAUUUACCUAUAACUCAAUUAACCAUGAUGGAACAAAAACUUAUGGAGGUUAUUCUGAUAUGAUCGUAGUUGAUCAGCACUAUGUUCUCCACUUUCCUGACAACCUGCCCCUUGAUGCGGGUGCUCCACUGUUGUGUGCGGGGAUCACAGUUUACAGCCCGAUGAAGUAUUAUGGAAUGACUGAGGCUGGCAAGCAUUUAGGUGUAGCAGGGCUUGGUGGGCUUGGUCAUGUUGCCGUGAAAAUUGGUAAGGCCAUGGGGUUGAAAGUCACUGUCAUCAGCACUUCCCCAAAGAAGGAGAGCGAAGCAAUCAAUAGACUUGGUGCUGAUUCAUUCCUUGUUAGCACUGAUCCUGCAAAGCUUAAGGCAGCCAUGGGCACCAUGGAUUACAUAAUUGACACUGUGUCUGCAGUUCAUUCCCUGCUUCCGCUACUCAGUCUUUUGAAGGUGAACGGAAAACUGAUCACUCUGGGCUUGCCUGAGAAGCCUCUAGAGCUGCCUAUUUUUCCUUUAGUGUUGGGGAGGAGGCUUGUUGGAGGAAGUGACGUAGGAGGGAUCAAGGAGACGCAGGAAAUGCUUGAGUUUUGUGCCAAGCACAAUAUUGUUGCAGACAUUGAGUUGAUCAAGAUGGAACAAAUCAACACAGCCAUGGAGAGGCUUGCAAAAUCUGAUGUCAGGUAUCGGUUUGUGAUUGAUGUGAGCAACUCCAAGCUGUAGGUUAGCUUCAGUGUUAGGAUUUACUACAUGUUACAUAUGGAAGUGGAUGAACGGGAAAGAUAAUUUGUGUCUUGGACUUCCGUUGGCCCUCCUGUUUGGUUCAAUUGAGAAUGUUAUUGUUAUCUAGUUGCUUUCAUGUUUGAAAGUUUCACCUUGCGUGAGUAAUAUGGCUUGGUUUGUUAAA
Molecule: messenger RNA, 1351 nt
Organism: Mangifera indica (mango)
Lineage: Eukaryota; Viridiplantae; Streptophyta; Magnoliopsida; Sapindales; Anacardiaceae
Product: probable cinnamyl alcohol dehydrogenase 9
Exons: 5
Coding region: 91-1167 (358 amino acids)
Biological process (GO): lignin biosynthetic process
Molecular function (GO): zinc ion binding; cinnamyl-alcohol dehydrogenase activity
Source: RefSeq, a predicted model, not a curated record